AUGCAGCUCUUGGAAUCUUACUCGGCGUCAAGCGCUUUUUCCAUCGUAUUCACUUUGCUGUUAUCUUACAACAUCUAUGAAAUAUCUCAAAUGGCUCUACGACUUGAGCGCAUGUUGUCUCAGGACAACAAAGAAGCUCCUCCUCGUAUAUCAAGACAACCAAUAGCGUGGAUCGAAGGAGAGGGUGUACAGCCACUUCGAACAUAUUUACGCCACGUUGCCGAUGUCUUCAAAACUAUGGGCUACAAUGUGACAAGUGGAUCCAUACCUGCCGAUUGGGACGUUCUUUGGACUCAUGAAUAUUCGCUAAAGAGGGAGAAGUAUGAUACCUCGAUAAGAGAAGCGAAACCACAUCAACUAGUCAACCAUAUAGCAGGCUCAGGAUUCUACACAAGCAAGGUAGGUGUAGUCAAGCUCAGUACGCCUGGUGCUUCCCAGCAGAGACAAAAGGAAUGUGAUCGACAUAUGGGACAAGCACCCCACCUGUGGGUGCAAAAGGACAACACGCACCACCGAAACAUCAAAGUACAAGAGCUGAAAGCUAUGGAUCUGGACAAGGAGAACUCAUUUGUGCAGGAGUUUGUCGACAACCCACUGCUCAUCGAUAACAGUUAA
Molecule: messenger RNA, 615 nt
Organism: Cooperia oncophora
Lineage: Eukaryota; Metazoa; Nematoda; Chromadorea; Rhabditida; Trichostrongylidae
Source: the annotation of a GenBank genome assembly